GAUCACACCAUCCUUCUCGGGAGACCUUUCAUGGCGACGACCAAUACUCUCAUUGAUGUGAAGAACGGGACCCUGAACAUGACGGUUUUAGGGGAAUUAGUGUUUACUUCUGUCCGAGAAGCCAUGUCUUCAUCUUCUGUCAACUUCAUAGAAGAAUGUGCUUUUAUUGAUCUUGCUGAUCCCUUUGUUGAUGAGAUGGUAUUUCAGGAGUUCGAGGACAAGUCGUUGCCGGUUUUCGAGGAGGAGGACGAGCCUUUAGUGGAUCUUUUUGAAGUAGGAGAGGGCCAUACCCGAGCGGAGACCACACUCGAGCUUAAGGAGCUGCCCAAGCACCUUAAGUAUGUCUUUCUGGAUGACGCGCAUCAGAAGCCGGUGAUCAUCUUUGUUGAGCUCGACAAUGAGGAAGAGGAGGAGCUGAUAGCCACGCUCAGAAAGAACCAGAAGGCAAUCGGGUGGAGUCUAGGAGACAUCAAGGGGAUUAGUCCCUCAACAUGCAUGCACCGAAUUAUCCUGGAGGAAGGAGCCAAACCGUUUCGGGAUAGCCAGCGCCGGCUGAACCCGAAUAUGAUGGAGGUAGUGAAGAAAGAGGCGCUGAAGUUGUUUUCUGAGGGGUUGAUAUAUCCGGUGGCGAGCAGUGAGUGGGUUAGCCCUAUUCAUGUGGUGCCGAAGAAAGGAGGCAUAACCGUGAUCGAAAAUGACAAGAAGGAGUUGGUCCCCACCCGCAUUACUACCGGGUGGCGUAUGUGUAUCGAUUACAGACGGCUGAAUGCUGUGACCAAGAAGGACCACUUCCCAUUGCCGUUUAUUGACCAGAUCCUUGAUCGUCUUUCGGGCCAUCAGUUCUACUGCUUUUUGGAUGGUCUCUCUGGCUACUACCAA
Messenger RNA from Striga hermonthica, 879 nucleotides. Lineage: Eukaryota; Viridiplantae; Streptophyta; Magnoliopsida; Lamiales; Orobanchaceae. The record is from the annotation of a GenBank genome assembly.